Aspergillus versicolor CBS 583.65 is the source of this 264-nucleotide messenger RNA. RefSeq lists its product as uncharacterized. The transcript has 2 exons. The record is from RefSeq and is a predicted model, not a curated record. Bases 1 to 264 code for a protein of 87 amino acids. Lineage: Eukaryota; Fungi; Ascomycota; Eurotiomycetes; Eurotiales; Aspergillaceae.
AUGCCUGGACGACAAGAAAAUCAGGACAACGAGGAAGACCCGGACCCGGACCAUGUGGCAGCCGAAGCGAGGCGGCACAGGCACGCGCUGCUCCUACUCGUCGAGACCCUCCGGAAAAGUCACCCGUCCGAAACGUUUGAGCUUAUCAACGCCAUCAAGAACUCCCAAUCUGUGCCAGAGGCUGCUGAACUGUUGAUGCAAAUGUCAGAUGCGAAGACAUCGGGAGAGGCCAAUACAAGAGAAUCUGGUUCACGCACCCAGUGA